AAAAAGGAAGCUGCACAUAAAGCUAGUGAAGAAGUAGAGGAGUAGCCAUCAGUCACUCAAACCUGCUGUUCUCACAUUUCCGUGUCAGACCCUGCCGGUUCAGAAAGGAUAAAGUUAUAAAUUAACAGAACUGCAAUGGAUAUCAUAGAACCAAUCCUAGCCAUCGCAGAAAAGCUGUACAGCCUGUGUGAGGAGGUGAAGGCCAACAAGAAGCGCUGCAGGCGUUUGGCUCACCGCGUGUCUACUCUGGCUGAGCUGGUGAAAACCGUGAAGGUUCAUGGCUUUGGGACUGAGCCUGAACAGGUUAUAAAUGGACUUGAAAAUCUUAAACUCACUCUGGAGUCAGCAGAGAAGGUCUUGAAGAAAUACACUUGCUUCAGCUAUUUGAGACGCGUCACCAAAGCGUAUGACCUCGGCGAGGAGUUCAGCUGCCUAAAUGAGAGGCUAAACGAUGCAGCUCAGUUGCUUUCUCUAGCGCUUCAGUUCGAGCACAGAGUGAGUAUACAGAAAGUGUUUCAAGAAGCAACGAGGCAGCGGGAAGAUGAAGAGGACAGGCAGAGUGACUCUCUGGAACUUCGAGAAUUGCUCCAGUCUUUAGCCCAGGAGAGCAAAGGAACGAACACGAUGGUUGACGCCGUGCAAAAGACAGUUGACCAAACUCAAAGAGAUGUGCAGGACAUUAAAGAGAUCCUGGAAUCAUUGAAAAAACCCCGCCUUCAUCUGCAAGACAUUAGAGAGAUUAAACCAGAGGAACUGACCUACAGUUUCCCUGUUAAACCCUUCAUGAAGUGCAGCCAUUCUGAGAUUUACAAAGGAACGUACAACAAGUUCACUGUGGCCAUCAAGAGAUACUUAUGCCCGCUGAGCACCAGCCCCAGUGAGCUGAGGCGUGUUUUUAACAAAGAGGUGGAGACCAUGAAGCGCUUUGAGUCACCCAGUAUCUUAAGAAUGUUUGGGAUCUGUGUCGAAGAUGAGAACGGACCAAAUCCAAGAAACCUGAUAGUCAUGGAAUACUGUGAGAAGGGGAGUCUUCGACAAGUCCUGGACAGUAACUGCAAUCUGCCCUGGGAGAGAAAGACUCAGAUGUGUCUGGAUGCGGCGCAGGGACUCUACAGGCUGCAUCAGUCAGAGGAGAAGUUUAAAGUGCAUGGCUCGAUCAGAAGCUGCAUUUUUCUAGUGGCUGCUGGCUACAGAGUGAAGUUGGGAGGCUUUGAGUUGGCAAAAACAGAAACUUCUCUUCAGAAGAAUAAAUCCAAAAUGAACAGUGUUUUCCAUUACAACUCUCCACAACAGCUUCAGAAUAUCAACCAUCCUUACGACAAGGCAUGUGAGAUCUACAGCUUUGGCAUUGUCUUGUGGGAAGUUGCAACACGAGAUGUUCCUUUUAAAGACUGUACAACUCCCGGUCAGAUCUACCAAAAAGUCUGUGUAGAAAAAAUCAUGGAGCCACUUCCAGCAGACUGUCCUAAACAGCUAAAAGAACUCAUCAAUGCCUGUCGAUCAUUUGAGCCCUUCCUACGACCAACAGCAGGAGUAUUGGUCGACAAGCUCUUUAACAUGGUGGAAGAGGACUGAUGGAGCACUCCUGCAUCUUUAACCAAGGCCGCUGUCAAUCCAUAUCCAUAUCAGAUUCUGAUGAUGCAGGAUAAAGGAAAGAAAGCAGGACAA
Molecule: messenger RNA, 1668 nt
Organism: Cyprinus carpio (common carp)
Lineage: Eukaryota; Metazoa; Chordata; Actinopteri; Cypriniformes; Cyprinidae
Product: mixed lineage kinase domain-like protein
Biological process (GO): protein phosphorylation; cell surface receptor signaling pathway
Molecular function (GO): protein kinase activity; ATP binding
Source: RefSeq, a predicted model, not a curated record